AUGUGGCUAUUUCUAACAAUUUUGAUCUUUCUAUCAACUGCUAUUGCUCAAGAUUGUUCACAAGAAAAAGAUCGUGGAGAGCGCUGUGAUACCGAUCAACCAAAGCAGAAAUUUGCCUUUGAGCCAAAAACAGGUGACUGCGUUCCCUUUUAUUAUUUGGGAUGUAAAGGAACGGAGAACAAAUUCGCCACAUACAAAGAGUGCAAAUCGUUUUGUUCGAAGAAAAACGACUCAACCAGUAACCGAGUCGUUGAUGUCUGUGAGCUGAAAACCGAUGCGAAAAUCCCGGAUCUAGCUGUCUCGUGCUCUGACGGAAACAUUUGCAAUGAGGGAUAUGAGUGCAAGAAUGCGAAAUGGUGUUGUCCGACAAAAACCACAAUCUGCAAUCUCCCUGCUUCAUCAGGAAACGAGGCGGUGAGCGGUAUUCAUUAUGGCCGUUAUGUGUACAUGAUUGGACUCAAAAAUUGCAUUCGCUUCAGCUAUUUUGGACUUGAGGGUAACUUCAACAACUUCAAAACAUUCAAUGAUUGCAAGAGUUUUUGCGGAGAUUUG
Mesorhabditis belari is the source of this 552-nucleotide messenger RNA. The record is from the annotation of a GenBank genome assembly. Lineage: Eukaryota; Metazoa; Nematoda; Chromadorea; Rhabditida; Rhabditidae.